Molecule: messenger RNA, 20801 nt
Organism: Pelobates cultripes (western spadefoot toad)
Lineage: Eukaryota; Metazoa; Chordata; Amphibia; Anura; Pelobatidae
Source: the annotation of a GenBank genome assembly
CGGGCAUUCCAAAGUUACGUCAUUUUGCUGCGUCGGCGGGAAAGGUUGCUGGGUGCAGUGGCGCCAGCAUCGUAGUUAAUGUAGUUAAAGACAAUGGCCAACAGGAGGAAGGAAGCCGCGGGCGUGGAGGAGGAUGAGGCCAAGAAUGCAGACAUGGAGGAUGAGGAGGGUGACGAUGGGAACAGGAGGCAGCUCAGGCAUCAUUACAGGGAACUCAUGCAGAGCAUGCAGAGUGAGUACCAUAACCACUUACUGUCACCAUAACCACUUACAGGCACCAUGACCACUUACAGGCACCAUGGAGGGGGGUACUCACUGAUCAAUCACUUCUAAACAGAAAUGCAAAGUUCACACUAAACUAAUCUGGGAGAACGUGUCUAACUAAAAAUUUUAAAUAAAAAAAUCUGUUUUAAAUGAGCAGUUUCAGUAAUAAAUCCCAGGAGUUAUAAAUUAUAGUGAAUUGGCAAAGAAAAAAGGAAAAAAAGCUAUAAUACUGCAAAAUAUAGUAUAAAAUAGCCACGCUGCAGAGCAGAGUUGGGGAAUUGUUUUCCAAGUUGGCAUGUUACGUCUUAAAAUUAGCUGACGCUCCCAGUCUGUCACUGGCAGCCCUUAGUGAGUAAUGCUUCAGAAACAUUUUAGGAGCUGGACCAUCCUAUGGGGAGACUACACUUCAUUGUUAAAAAUUUUUAACACCGUUUAUCACUUGAAUGCAGGAAGGUGCAUGCAUCCAAGCUUUGAAUUAAUGCUUUCCCAUUGGGGCGUCAUGUGACCAGGUUUUACUCUAGAGGUGGAAGUGCCUCUACUGGUUAUCUCCCUUGUCCCUCUAAUUUUAAAGAAUAAAAGUGUAAAAACAAGGUAAAAGUUGCCUAAAACCAAACGUCAGGCGAAGCUCCUGCUCCCCACUCCUAGCCUGACAUCACUGGUGCCAUCAUGAGGUGCAAUCAAAUACUUCUCAUGUAGUAGCAUUUGAUUGUACGGUUUCACUUGCUCAGAACAUUUUGAGAAAAAAAAAUAAAACACAAAAACUGAACUGAAUAGGUAGACAAAGGCUUAAAUGAAAGGUAGAAGAGUAUUAUGGGGCAGUGACAGAUGUCAUUCUUGCACAGAUUUAACAUAAGUCACGUGUGACAGGGGUGUAACUAGCCCCAGGCACAAAAAUAAAGAUAUGUGUGUGCAGGGUUUCAAGCAGUAAUGCUGCAUAUACAGACACCUACUACCAUGACCACAUCUAAAAGCAGAAGUGGCCAUGGAAGUUGGAGUAACCCUUUAAUCUACUUCAUUAUCUUGACUAAGUGCUGGAAAGUUACUUUAAAGUGGUUCUUUUACCAGUGACAGCUGCAGGAAAUUUGCUUUAUCUAUGGAGGUUACCAUGGUCAUGUAAGGUCCUCCCUAGACUGUCCAGAAGAAGAUGGCAGCGGCCGUGACGAAUAGGUUCAGGUAAGAAGUACUCGCCUUUCCAUGCCUCCCCUGGCCACCAGACCCCCAGCAUUGAUGUCAAAUUCUGAAAAGUCCCCAGACGGUGACAGUGCUGUUUUAAAUGCAAGCAUCAUAGCAUUACUGGACAUGAGAAUUCCUAAGCGUUUCUACAGCCUUUAGCAGUUAAAUUAUACUGGUUUUAUUUGUAGUGUAUGUAUAUUUUGGUAUAUGUAGAAUAUUGCAUAUUCUAUGUUUCUAUUGAUUAUAUAUGGAUGUGUGGAUUGACAUAAGUAACAGAUGGUAUAAGUGGCUUUCUUUGGAUGAGAGCUCUGGAAUGUAAGUUGGGGUUUUUGUCCUUAUAUGGCUAGAUUAGGUCUCUCUUGGCUCUCUGGCUCUCUCUCUAUGUAAAGAUGUAACUCUCCCGUCAGGAGUCCAGCAAUUACCAUCUGCUGUUGAACAUCCAUUAUCCUUUGUUGUUUUUUUAUGUAUCAGUAACUAAGAAUAAACCUGAAGAAACCGUAAGUCAGAUUGCGUAUUAGUACUUUUCAUUAAUAUAGACCUAUAUUAAUGUGGCAAGCAAAUUUGGCCCAAGACUAUAUAUACAAAAGAUGUGUGUGUGUGUGUCUCUCAAUCAACUGAAGACAAGAAGAAAUUAAGAGGAUUCAACAUUAACAUUGACGAUUCCAACCAGAUUUUACACUGGCCAGCCAGCCAGUCUUCUGUUCAAAUUUUGUUCCCACUUCAAGGGGGCAGAGAGAAGAAUCGAGUUACAAAGCUGUUUUGGAACUGGGAAAACAAACUUGAAGAGGAAAAAAAAAAGAAUCUAGACUGUCACAGAAGAACUGUGGUUUGUAAGAAAAAGAAAGUUUUCAAAUCACAAAGACUGUACAAGACUAUUUUCUACAACUGAGACAAAAAGCACAAGAUACAACGUGAAUUCUAGAAGCAAGCACGUGGCAGAGAUUGGCAAUCAUCCAGAUCCAAGUCCAGAACUGCGCAGCUGUGUGGAUGAAGCAACUAAAUAGACAGAAAUAACUGAUCUGGUGAGUAACAUGGAAUUCAUAAAUGACAUUGCAAAGAAAAGUAAAUUGCAGUUUGCAUUUAAUAGCCGCUAUUCAGAUGCUGUAUUGUGGCAAUCUUUAUACACACAAUGUGAAAUUGAUAAUAAGAAAAAACAAAAGAUCAGAAAUGUUAUGAAACUAGUCUGUACUUACAAUGCAUUGAUUUGUAAACGAAAUGCAGGUCAAGACAAUUUAGAAUCAGCAGAUAAAGAAGUAGAUUUGAAUGGGUUAACAGAAGACAAAUCAGAUAUAAAUGAACAGUGUAACAAUGUAACAGAGCACAUGCUGUAACCCUGAGAGAUUGUCAGAAAGUCUGUGAACUAGAGGAUAGAGUUGAGUUAAGAAAUGAUCUUAUUUGCCAGUUUAGAAAUUAAGUAAAGCAAGUAUGUGUUAAUUCAAGAAAAAUACAGGCACAGAAUUUAAUCCCAGAACCAAUAGAUACUGAAAAUGUAUUCUCACAGAGUGAUUUGCAGAAAUGUAAAUUUCAAGACAGUGCUGCAAAACGUAAUUUGAAAAUCCAUAAACAACAACUGAAAAUUGUGAAAUGUAUUCCAGUUUAUGACACGUCAGUGGAUGCAUUUACUAAUGCUGAAAUGUUUGAGUCAAAUUUGGACAAAUAUAGCCAAAAUGAUGAACAAAGGAAUAGACUAUUUCAAAUAUGGCUGCCGACUCAAAUGGCAAGUAGACUGACUGCGCCUGUAAAAUGUGAGGACAAUGAUGAAAUAAUAUAUGGAAAUAAGCAAGACAGAUUAACACAAUUAAUAAAAUUAACAGGGAAUGAUUUUGUAGACAUUGAAAUGUUGGAAAAACUAAAACCACACAAGGAUGAGGAUAUUUUUAGUUUUCUUGUAAAAUUUGAAAAUGCAUAUAGACUUGUUGCUAAUUUUUCUGAAGAUCAAUUAAUGAAUUUGUGAAAAAAUUUCAAGAUCUAGAUCCAACUGUGAUUGUGACAGCUAGAGUAAAAAUAUCUUUGACAGAAGUUGCUUUAUUCUUAGAUAACUUAAGGAGAGAAAUCAGAAAUGAAAAGAUUAAAAUGACUUGUGGCAUUAGGCAGAGAAAGAAGUGCAGAUUUGACACCCCUCGUCCCCCCCCCCCUUCUCCUCCUUCUUCUAGGACAGAGUGUAAAAGAGUGAUAGACAGCUGAGCCCCUCCCAAUUUGCUCAACUAAAAACUAGAGUUAACAAUCAAAGGCAGAAUAUAACUCCUAAAGUUACUUGUUUUUGGUGUAAUAAACAACAUUAUUUAAGGUCUUGUAGAUAUUUUAUCCGAGACAUCAAAUCAAAAGCAAAUGAGAAAUUAAAUUUGUUGAUUGAAAAUUUUGACAGAGAAAAUACAUGUGGAGAUAAAUCAAUAAAAGCCUUUCCUUGUAAACUGAUAAUCAGACAAAUAAGAGCAGUUUUAGCUAAAUCGAAAUUAGGAGACAGACAAGCAAUGCAGUGUAACACAGACAGUUAUAAGAAUCAAAUAACUUCGAGAUAUGAUCAGUUUAGAGAAUGAGCAUGGAUACGUGUGCCAACAGAUGUACACAGGCUGAUUCCAGAAUUAAGAACAGCACAAGAAUAGAGAUCUAUGUUAGUUUGUUGUUUUACUGAAUUGUUAGUCUGAACUGUUUUUUUUUUUUUUUUUCAUUGUUUUUGUGUGUGUUAUAGGAAAGUAUUAGGUUAAUUAAAAUAAAAAUGUACAUCAAGUUUGCAAAUAUGGCAUAAUGAAAUACACUAAUGUACCAGUUAGGAACAUGCAAUGUAUGUUAUAUUGGGUGUAUGCGAUUAUACAGUAACUCCAAUCAUUUUACAGAAGGAAAAAAACAAUAGAUUUAUUCUUUGUUGCUUCUGAGGUUGAUUUUAAAAUCUUUGAUUUAAUUCAUGAGAAUGAGAUUUUAAUGUCAUGACUGAUAAUGGAUUACUAUAUUUUGCAAAGCCUGGACAUACAUAUGUUUGGAUUAUAUCGAAGACAAAAGUUUUGAUAGGAUAAAACCUAGAUUUGCAGAUAGAUUUGAUGUAGGAAACAAUAUAUGUCUUUUGCAGUUUGUUUCAUGUGACAAAAUAAUGCCAGUGUUAAGACAAAAUGGCUAUUAUAGGUAAAGUAUAGUGGAAAACAAUAUUUUUUUUUUUGUAACAUCUGAUCUGACAUGUGAUUAGGUUAUACCUCCAGAUUCUUAAACAGUUUAAAGGGGGGUAUGAUUAAUAAGGUAUGAUUAAUAAAAAGUUUGAAAAUUUAAAAUGUGUAGAAAAGAUAUUUUGAUAUAAAGGAAAUUACAUCACAUGACAUAAAUGCAAUGACCACUAGAUGGUAGAUCUCAUGAGAAGAAAUUAGAAUGUUUUGGAGUCCAUGUAAUUCAAUGUUAAACUGUAUAAUAAUGAGAUAUAAACAUUGUAAGCCAUUGUAUUGAUGCACAUGUUUUUUUGUUUUAAUGUAGGUAAAGCGUGACAGAUCCUUGUGGCAGUAAAUCAGGAAAGCAUUCCUUCAGACAACUGGACAUCGACUGUUGGAAAGAGACUUUUCAUCUGAUCUGCAAACUGUGAUGGAAGAGUCUGCAGAGUUCAUUCGAUACAGAAGAUUGACAGACUUACAAAGAAAUAAAAGAUUGACACUAACAUACAUAUCAAUUCCUAAAUAUUAACGAAGAAAACAGACAAUGAAAAGUUAUUUAACAGUUAUGAGUGUAUUAAUACCAAAAGAGAGUACUUAUAAAUGUGUAACACAUGGAGUAAAAUAAUGAAAGGAUAGUAUUAUAAAGAGAACUAUUACAUUAGUAUCUAUAUACAGAAUGAGAAGUAUCAGAAGUAGAUAAAAUAUGAAGUUGAUUAAAGGAUUAUGGUUACUUAAUACUACAAAGAUUGAGUGCAAUAGUAUUUCAUAGAUUCACUAGAAUAAAUAUUUUGUUUAUAAUCGAGAUGAAGUGAAACAAACAAUGGUAACAUAAGGAAGGAUAAUUUAUAUUGAUUAAUAUUAAGUAAUGGUAUACAUUAAGAAUGCCUUGGAUAUAAGAGUUCAGAGAUCCAAGAGGAAUUGAAUUGAGUUUAGCUAAGAGUAUAAACACAAUUUAUAUUUGACCUAAGUCUAUAAAGGUAUGGACUAAGGAGAAUAGGUUUCUGGAUAUGACGAUAUCCAAUGAAUACGUUGUUAAGUUGUUUUAGGACUCCCUUGAGUUUGUUAGACACAGACUAGGAAUACGUUUCUGGACAGUAUGGCCCAAAGUUUAUUUUAGUCAGUUGAAGUGUAUUAAAGAAUACGGAUUGGUCAGAACAAAUGUUAAGGUAACAUUAGGGCAAUCCUACUUUUAUGUUGAGAUGUAUUACAUUAAUAAGUCAUCACAAUGCUAAUGAAGAGAGUGAUGAUAAUGAAUUUUAAUUAUUCUUUCCAAGUUCUUUUAAAGUAAACUGUUUCUGUUGAAUGAAAAGUUUGUUACAACAAGGUGGAAUUUUAGUCAAAAUUAUAAUUAUGUAAACAAAAACAAAUCUAUGAUAGAAAGAUAUCUGGGUGAAGAAUUUCUAGGACACUAAGUAUUGUCAACACCAUGAACAUUAUUUGAAGAGUUAUUAUAGAACUUCAUGGAUGAUAACACAUCCUUUGAGACUUAUAAGCAGUGUUGAUAUAUUUCAGGUAGUUAGAGCCUACUGAAUAUACAAAUUAAAUACUAUGAUUGUAAAGUACUGAUACAAUCAUCACUAGUUGGUAUUAAUGGUAUAGGAAUGUAAUUCAUGAAUACAAAUGACCUAAAGAUUUUAAGUUACUAGAAAACAUAUGACUCAUGGACGUAUAUUAUAGUAAUACAUGUAUUAGUACUUAAGUAAUAUCAGGUAUUGAGAAUGAAAAUACUAUGCUAUAUGUGUCUGUAGGAAUAUGAUAGUGAUACACAGUUAUUUAGAAAGUUACGAUCUUGAUUUUGUUAUCUACAAAGACAUGACUGUACCUGAGCAGGUUGAUCUUUCUCAUUGCUUUACAUUGUUUAUUGGAUCAACACUUGUAAAUAUUUUAUUUAUUAUUGUUAUAUAUGUACAUAUUCAAGUAGUUAUGGUGUAAUAUGGAUAUCAAUACAUAGCUGAAAAAUAGGGAGUUUGAAGUAAAGUAAGCAGUAUAAUGGAUAGAAACUCGACCUUCUAAGAACUCUCAUAUAAUAGAAAGUUGUGACUACAUCUUGUUCUAUGUUCCAUGACUGUGAUACGAGUGAUGUAUGAAUGGACAGGUUAGUGACAUUAUGGACACAAACAGAGGGAAUGUAGAAUAUUGCAUAUUCUAUGUUUCUAUUGAUUAUAUAUGGAUGUGUGGAUUGACAUAAGUAACAGAUGGUAUAAGUCACAUGGCUUUCUUUGUAUGAGAGCUCUGGAAUGUAAGUUGGGGGUUUUGCCCUUAUAUGGCUAGAGUAGGGCUCUCUGGCUCUCUCUCUAUGUAAAGAUGUAAGGAUGUAACUCUCCCAUCAGGAGUCCAGCAAUUACCAUCUGCUGUUGAACAUCCAUUAUCCUGUAACAUCCUUUGUUGUUUUAUCAUGUAUCAGUAACUAAGAAUAAACCGUAAGUCAGAUUGUGUAUUAGUACCUUUUCAUUAAUAUAGACAUAUAUUAAUGUGGUGAGCAAAUUUGGCCCAAGACUAUAUAUACAAAAGACGUGUGUGUGUUUGUGUGUGUGUGUGUAUAUAUAUAUCAAUCAACUGAAGACAAGAAGAAAUUAAGAAGAUUCAACAUUAACAUUGACGAUUCCAACCAGAUUUUACAGUAUAAAAGAUCUCUAAUAUAUAACUUCCAUAUUAAGCAAAGUAAGUUAUCGUUACUGAAACCAUAACGGUCUUUUUUUUUUUUUUUUUGCGUUUUCAAUAAAGAUUUACAUUUUAUGGGAUAACAUAAAAAAUGAGUUGGGAUUACCCUAAAAAAAGUUGGGCUAAGCUUCUCUCACAAUAUCUAGCCAUUUUCCUACAGCAUAGCUGUUAUGCAAGUGUUGAAAUUUGAUGGCUGUACCGGAUAAGUACAUACAAGGUCACAAAUGGUAUGCUUAAACACAAUUCAGGAAAGAAAGAACAUGUAUGUAUAUGUUUAAUAAAAAAAAAUACCUGCCGAGAAUUAAAACUCUGAACUCUGCAAUUAAGUGGUUGGAAGGCUAAUUGACUGGUGCCAUUUAUUAAUUUGUUUACAAAUGAUCACUAAACAUGCUGUAUGUUUACAUUUCUUACCUUUCUCCAUAGAUAGUGUUAUGUGAUUAAUAUGUUGUGAUGUUAUUUGUAUCUACAGAUAACAGAGAGGAUAUGCUGAGCUCCAGAAGCAACAAACUUACAGAAACUCUUGAGGUGGCCAACAAACUGUUUGAAGGAGGUUAGUGACCUAAAGGGGACAUUAAAGGUUUCUCACCACUCUAAAACACCACCUGUACGUGUCCACUGUAAGAACAUGGCACCAACUCACCCAGCUUCUAUGUCCACCACACUCACUACAUCAUGCUGCUUCUGACAUUUUAGAGCAUAUUUGAAAAAUGUUGAAAAUAUAUUUAUAAAAGGGACACUAUAGGUCUUCAGAUCACUUCGUCUCCUUGGAAAUGGUCUGAGCACUGCCCUUUUCCCCCUUAGUCCUGGGAAAAAACUGCAAUCUUUACAUUGCGUUACUAAGAAAGCCACGAGAGGUGAUCCUGGGAGUUUACCGGACUCUAGGUCGUCUGGCACUGGAUAUCCUCACGUUCUUCAUGAGGACAUCCAGCAUCAGUAAAAUCCCCAUAGGAGGGCCUAAUGCACUCGCCACACAUGCACAUUAGAACCCCCGUCAGAUGAGAUCGGCGGAGGCAAAGCACCCAGCGCUGGAAUCAGGUAAGUAAAUAAAGUUGUUGGUUUUUUUUACACUUUAUGUGCUGGGGGAGAGGACCAAAGGGCACUAUAUUGUUAGGAAAACAACUUUGUUUUUUGGAACACUAUAGGUUCCUUUUGAAAUUUUCAUGUAUGACAUGAUUUAAAUGUUAAUAACAGCGAAGUUAGUAAAAUGUUACGAAUGCAUUACUAAAUUUGUGAUUACACCUUGUCUCAUUUUAAGCUUUCCUGCACAACUAGAAGGAGAAAUGAUUUACUCUUGAUCUCUCUUCCCUUUAAAUCUGUAAGCCGUGCUGAGAGGCACGCUGGCUAUUUGCUACAACCUUUUAAAUGCCCUCUGCAGAGAUUUCAACUUCUCUGCUCUGUUGUGUAACCUUUGUAAUGUUGGAGAGUUAUGUGCACUCAUAGGAGCAAGAAACUGUUUGCUUUCCAUCAGACACUGUCACACUGACUGCCAGGUUGUAAGGAGAAUGACAAGCAAUAGAAACAUGCUGCCCUUGAUGUAAUAAAUGACAACUGCAUUUCUUCUAGUAUCUCAAUCUGUCCUGGGUUGCUCUGCUUUUUGGAAGCAACUCUAGUGGCUGUCUGAGUGACUGCCACUGGAGGUGUCACUAGGGAGCAAUGUAAGCACUGUCUCUUUUCUCUGAAAAGGUAGUGCUUACAGCAAAAGGCCUGGAGGGACUUAUUAGACAAUAAGCUCUAGUUGUUUUGAUGACUAUAGUGUCCCUUUAAAUUUUGCAUUGUCCUCUUAGUAGCAUCUGAUCCUUGCAAUAUAUUGUAUAAUUAUGCUUCUCUCAUUUUACCACUGCUUUCUGGGGUCACAUAUAUUCCAGCUCUCGAUAAAUGUUUAGCCUGUUGCAUGUAAUGUUGUUACCCAUAAAAGAAUCACCUGUGGGGUCUUUGCAUAUAUUUCUCUCUCUCAAAGAGCCCAUGAGGUGACAGGUCUGGUUAUAUCGUGGCACCAGGGGGGAGAGCUAGGUAGACUUGAUUCCUCUUAUUAAUACUGCCAUCUUCUAAGUCCUGGCCUUUAGCUCCAGUUAAAUAGCUGCCUCACUAGUAGUUUUCUGUACGUGCAAGAGAACAGUAUGUGGAUCUGUGAAAAACAGCGUUCCCUUCCAUAUCUGGCAAGAAUAUAUCUGUGGAAAAUGGUACCUUUGCCACAUGUUCAAAGUUCAAUCUCUAAUUUUUCAAAUAUUAAUUUCCCAACACAGGCUUUGUGUUUUCAAGAUUAUAUCUUUAGUUUAAAAAAAAAAAAAAAAGCAAAAAUAACAAAGCCAUUUUUAAUUGUGUGGCUUCCACUUUUUUCAUGCUUUAUUUAUUAUUUUGUUUUGUGUGCAGUAUCCCGUGCCAGAGAAGCAGCACUUGAUGCCCAGUUCCUAGUAUUAGCAUCUAACCUUGGGAAGGAAAAAGCCAAUCAACUUCAUGCUGACAUGACUGUAUUUGACCCAACAUCAUUUGCAGAAGACCUGGUAUGUAAGAUUCAAAGGGCAUAUAUUGCUGUUCUAUGUCUAUGACCAGUGUGAUGAAUUUUCAUUCGUUUUUUACGGGACUAUAACUACUUUUUGUAGUGGGUAUAAUGCUAGGAAGCUGUUUUUUGCAAACUGACCUAUUCCUACUUUACACUUUCCUGUAUUGAUCUGUAGAGUGCAAACUCUGUCUUUCCCCCUGUUGUCCUACAGAAAAUUAUAGAUACACAAUCAGAUGUUGAAUUAUUUGUAUGAUGUGAGCGCUCCCUGCUUGCUAACACUAUGCAUGGCAGUCUUAAUACUUGUAGAAGCUGGACUUCUGCACAUGCAGCAUUGUUCCCUGCCUCGCUCAAUGAACAAUUACGGCACAGCUCCUAGAAAUGGAGUGGACCUGGAACUCCAAGCUAAACUUCCCCAUGUGACAUCUGUGGUUCUGGGGUGUAGAUUGUGCACAGCAGAUUUAGAUGAGAAUAAAGAAUGCUUGGUAUUCACAAGGUAAAUGUACAUGGACAGCUAAGUUGCUAACCAUAAAUGCAUACAGCUGUGGUUUAAUUCUACCUGGAAGGUAAUCGAGAUAUUUCCAGUGUUCUGAACUGGCACACCAAAAGCAGAAGUAAUAUGUUUCUGGUGCUUAGACUAACAAUUGUAACCCUUUCUGACAAGUAUCCAAAUAAUGAAUAUGGAAUUGGCUUGGCUAGCCAUUCUUACAUUGUAAUGUAAUAAUAAUUAAAAAAAAAAGUAUUGCAUAUCAUUUAGAUGUCAGAAGGUUCUCAAAUGCACUGAGAAAGAUGGUGUCGAUGCAGAAAAGGCUCCAUUGUUUAAAAAUUGCUUGGACUCUGAUAGAGUUUCUGGUUCUAACCAGUGAGGACCCAUUGAAAUUGUGCAGACUCAAUUUUGAAUCCCAACCCAGUUAAUGGCUAAGAACCACUUCUGUAAAUGCAGUUGUGGGCACAGGAAGUGGAUCAGAUCCCUGGUUUAAAAAAAUAAAUAAAUAAAAAUAAUCUUUAAGGCAUUGUGUAUAUAAUGCAUUAAAAUUGUAGAUAAUAUACAUGAACACUGUAGACUGGAGCUUUGGACUGUUAUUAAACCGCAACUAUAAAGCAAUUCAAUUUUCUCACGUUAAUAUUGCAUAUCUGCAUCACAAAAUACUGAACGUCCUCAGGAUUUAUUGAUGCUCAGAUUUGGUAUUCUACCAGCAGAAUAGACACUUUAUUAAGGUGACUUGGGUUCUCUGCUCCAUUCUAGAUUUGGGAAGUGGUCCUGGUAUUGUAUUGCUUAUUGAGUCUCUUAUUUGCAUUUAAGAUUCCUAUUGGUUUCUGAUUUACAUACAGUUAUAUCUUUACUUUUUUUUUAUUUGAAGGGGGCUGCGUGUUAACAUUUAAAAUUCUGCAAAAUAUAAUAAACAUUUAAUUGCGGCGGGGGGGAGGAAUAUUGUUGCAAACAUUUCUAAACGUAGCAGGAAUGUAUCUUUGUAUCGUAAAGGGAAUUUGUUGGCUAAACUUUGGCUUGUAGUAGAUUUGAGAUUGAAUUUAAAAUGUGUGUCAAAAUAGCUAAUUUUGGAAGAGUAAACAAUACAAAUGAGAACUGCAGUUCAGUUUAGUGAAUAAUAUCUUAAUAUAAAAAUAAAAUCGGUCAAGUGGUGAUUUCUUUUUAGAAAAAUACAGCUAGAUUGCAUAGUACAGAGGACAGAUACAGCUCUGUUCAUAUUGCUUUUAUUUAAAUUGUUUGCAUUACUUAUUUGAGUUACGAUACUAUGAUUUUUUUUUUUAAUAUUGUGAGCUAUAAAGUAUUUUUCAGAUAUCAAGUCGAGUAAUUUCUUGUCUUUUAUUACUAGCUCUCAUUUAUGGGUCUAAAUCGCUUGGAAAAUCCUGAUAGUGAUAGUGAUGAUGAAGGUUUCGCCAGAGGAUUUUUACCAUCAGAUGCCUGGGAGAAGCUCGGAACUGAGGCAGAUAAAUACUUCAAAAGGACUACAACAUUUCAUUAUAUGUAAGUCUUGCUUGAGCAAAGUGUUUUUUUAAAUCUAAUCAUAUUUUGGUGUGAAAUGCAGGAACAUGUUCUAUUUCAUACAUGAUUGCCAAGUCUGCGAGGCAGGUUUGUCAAAACGUAACUUUGUUGGUAUUAACAAAUGGUCCUUAUUGUCUAGGUUGGGCUCAUUCAAAACUGAACCUCCAGUUGCCCGUCCACGAAUUGAAAGACAGCGAAAGAACAAGGUGGAGGAAACACGAGCUAUGCCUGCACAGGUCUGUUGAUGAGAGUUGUAGCUCUUAGUACAGCUAGAGCAGUAAAAGUCACCCAUCCCCCCACAAAACCCACUAUAGCUCUCCCUAGUCUGAGCAUACGAACAGUUAAAUAGUAUAUUUAAAAUUGUACAUGUGCUAUUUUAAUAUUGUAUUUUUGUUUAUUUUAAGUUGAAAAAAAUGGAGGAAUCUCAUCAAGAAGCCACAGAGAAGGAAGUAGAAAGAAUUCUGGGAUUCCUACAAGAAUACUUUAAUCAAGAUCGUAAGUCCAGGUCAAAUGGAUAAAAUUUAAAGGACAAAAAUGACUUUGCAACAUCAGCAGACUUGGGCAAAUACUGCUGCUUAGCUGAAUUGGAAAUUGAUGGAUUUUUCUUUUUCCAACUUGGUUUGUUUGACCAACAUAUUAGCAACUUACUAUCUAAUGAAUGUAAAGUAGUGGGCUAUAAUUGAAAAUGUAAAAAUCACUGUUUGUUCAUAAUUAAAUAAAGUGAUAAUAUUAGAGAACUUUUUACAAUUGUAAAUAGAUAAAAAUUUUAGUAUAUCACACUGUAGGACAAAUCGGCAAAAUAAAUUACACAAAUGUGUUUAUGAUGGACAUGGGAGUCAGAGCUCAGCAUAUGCCACUUAGAUACUGCUGCAGCUAUCUCUAUGUGAGCUAAAGAACCAAGUUUCCGGAUUGAUUUGAUUGUUCGUUUAGAUUUUUUUUUUUUAAACAAGUGCCAUCUGCUAAAUGCAAACUAUUUAGAAUAGUAAAACCACCUUUUAAUAUUUGUUUCUGGCAUUUGCUAAACUUUGUUUUAUUAAAUGCUUAGUGAACGUUUUUGUAAAUUCUGCUAUUUUGUGUUUUCACAGCCGAUGCACCCAUUUCCUUUUUCGAUUUUGUAAUUGAUCCAAAGUCCUUUUCUCGUACGGUUGAAAACAUUUUUCACGUGUCUUUCAUUAUUAGGGUAAGUACCCCUUUCUGUAUACAGUAAGGGGGGGGGGGGAGUAUUUGAUCCUCUGCUGAUUUUGAACGUUUGCCUACUGACGAAAUUAUUAUUCUCUACUUUUAAUGGUAGGUGUGUUUCAACAGUGAGAGACAGAAUAACCACAAAAAAAUCCAGAAAAACGCAUGUCAAAGUUAUGAAUUAAUUUGCAUGUCAAUGAGUGAAAUAAGUAUUAGAUCCGCAAGAUUUCUGGCUCCCAGGUGUCUUUUAUACAGGCAACAAGCUGAGAUUAGGAGCACCUUUUUAAAGGGAGUGUUCCUAAUCUCCUCUCCUCUCUUACCUCUAUAAAAGACACCUGUCCACAGAAGCAAUCAAUCAGAUUCCAAACUCUCCACCAUGGCCAAGACCAAAGAGCCGUCAAAGGAUGUCAGGGACAAGAUUGUAGACCUACACAAGGCUGGAAUGGACUACAAGACCAUUGCCAAGCAGCUUGGUGAGAAGGUGACAACAGUUGGUGCGAUUAUUCGCAAAUGGAAGAAACACAAAAUAACUGUCAGUCUCCGUUGGUCUGGUGCUCCAUGUAAGAUCUCACCCCGUGGAGUUUCAAUGAUCAUGAGAACAGUGAGGAAUCAGACCACAACUACACGGGAGGAUCUUGUUAAUGAUCUCAAGGCAGCUGGGACCAUAGUCACCAAGAAAACAAUUGGUAACACACUACGCCGUGAAGGACUGAAAUCCUGCAGUGCCCGCAAGGACCCUCUGCUCAAGAAAACACAUGUACAGCCCUGUCUGAAGUUUGCAAAUGAACAUCUGAAUGAUUCAGAGGGGAACUGGGUGAAAGUGUUGUGGUCAGAUGAGACCAAAAUCAAGCUCUUUGGCAUCAACUCGCCGUGUUUGGAGGAGGAGGAAUGCUGCCUAUGACCCCAAGAAUUCCAUCCCCACCGUCAAUCAUGGAGGUGGAAACAUUAUGCUUUGGUGGUGUUUUUCUGUCAAUGGGACAAUGGACAGGGCCAUGUACCAUCAAAUCUUGGAUAAGAACCUCCUUCCCUCAGCCAGGGCAUUGAAAAUAGGUCAUGGGUGGAUAUUCCAGCAUGACAAUGACCCAUAACACACAGCCAAAGCAACAAAGGAGUAGCUCAAGAAGAAGCACAUUAAGGUCCUGGAGUGGCCUAGCCAGUCUCCAGACCCUAAUCCCAUAGAAAAUAUGUGGAGGGAGCUAAAGGUUCGAGUUGCCAAACGUCUCCCUCGAAACCUUAAUGACUUGGGGAGGAUCUGCAAAGAGGAGUGGAACAAAAACCCCUUCUGAGAUGUGUGCAAACCAUGUGGCCAGCUACAAGAAACAGCUGACCACUGUGAUUGCCAACAAGGGUUUUGUCACCAAGUACGAAGUCGAAGGGGUCAAAUACUUAUUUCACUAAUUGACGUGCAAAUACAUUUAUAACUUUUUGACGUGCGUUUUUCUGGAUUUGUUUUUGUUAUUCUGUCUCUCACUUUUGAAAUACACCUACCAUUAAAAUUAUAGACUGAUCAUUUCUUUGUCAGUGGGCAAACAUUUAAAAUCAGCAGGGGAUCAAAUACUUUUUUCCCUCACUGUAUGUAUGGACUUUCUGUGGGAAGCCUCUUUAUACUGGUCUUCUUAGUUUCGCUUGCCUUAUAAGAACUUCGGCAAUUACUAUUAUUAAACUAAUUACUAAGCCUCCUCCCCAUUAUUUAUCCCAAACACUCAUAAAAGAAAACACCUGUGAAUUUAUAUAUAGUAUUUUCCUUAUUGUUUUGUUUUUUUUGAAUAACUAUCAGCAGAAAGGCUUUGUGUUCGUUUGUUCUAACAAUGCAUCUCAUCUUUCAGCUCAUUCUGUGGUUUUUUUUUUGGUUUUUUUGUCUCUUUAUUUAAAGAAGACACUCUGUGAUAAAUUUCUAAUCUUGUCUUUUUUUUAUUUUUUUAGUAUUUAUAAGUGUUUAUUGUCAUCUUUCAGUGUUCUCUUUUCAAGAAGUUUGAGUGAUCUGCUACACCACAAAGUCACCCUGGUGUCCAUGAUAGUCUUUAUUGACAAUAGUUGUCUUUCUUGCUUAUAUUCUAGUUCUGUACAUUGCAGUAAUGUUUACACAUUGUUUUACUUUGACUCCCCCCCCCCAGGAUGGAUUUGCAAGAAUAAAACUGGACAGUGACAAGCUUCCAAUAAUAGGCAAGUACUCACUGUGUGUUAGCCACCUCCCUGUUAUCAAGCAGAUUUAACAAUAUAUCUGUUUCUAAAGAUUAUAAUAGCCAAAUGCUGUAACUGUAGCUGUGCAGUGGGGAGAAGAGCUUUAAAAUCUGCUCUUUAAUUUUAGACCACAGAUCCAUAUGACACUAGACAUUGUUACUGGACUGGAUAAAGGCUUGUGUUCUCUGCAUAUUCUCUGAAUGGGAAACUGCUGCCAAUUUAACACUUGUUAGUGUAUAAUAUCCAUUCUGAGCCAGUGUCUUUUCAGAAAAUAUUGUUAAGUCUACCUGCAUACUGCUUUAGCUAAUCAUGUAUAAGUACUGCAUAUUUGUAUAGUGUAAAUACUAAACGUAAUCCUAAUUUCCUUUGUCAGGCCAAAUGAUCUCUUCAUGUUAUACUAAGAAAGAUGGUAAUCAGUGGCGUAUGAUGUAACCAUGCAGUACAUGAUGGUAUCACAUGCAAUAAGGAAGUUCAGAGAACCACUGGUACAUCCUUAUUGCCCAGUACCAGCUAGAGAGGCAAGAGUCAGAAUCUGCCUGUUUGCACAUUUCGAUCUUUCUUGUCCAUGUAAGUUGAAAAGAGGUUUCAACUUCCGAAAACCUCAUUCAAAGAGGUGGACCCUGUCCUGAACCCUCUCCUCAAUACACACCUAACAGUCCAGGAUUUAGAGAUUACCCGGGUUUGUCUAAACUGUUAAGAAAAAAAGAGAAAAAAAAACAUUAGAGUCUAAGAUGUCUUUAGUUGUUGUUGGUUUUUUUUAACACCUCAGACACACCUGAUUAUUCCCUAAAUCCUGGAAUGUUGGGUGUGCCUUGAGGAGAGGGUUGAGGAGCACUGCUCUAGAGACCUGCAUACAAAACCCCUCACUAGAAUUGCAAUCACCUGGCUGCCAGGUAAACUAUUAUAGUGGUUAACAGUCUAAAUGGGACUGUGGCUGGGAAAAUGUUUGAAAGGUUAUUAAGGGAUAAAAUUCAAGAAUUCCUUGAGAAGGACAUGGUUAUCAGCAAAAAUCAGCACGGUUUUAUGAAGCACAGGUCAUGUCAAACUAACUUGAUUGCGUUCUACGAAGAAGUAAGUAGAAGUAUAGAUCAGGGUGUUGCCGUGGAUGUGAUCUAUUUGGAUUUUGCUAAGACAUUUAAUACAGUUCCACACAAUAGAUCAGUGUUCAUACUCAAGGAAAUUGGUCUAGAUGAAAAUGCUUGUUCUUUGGUAGAACAUUGGCUUAAAAACAGAGUACAAAGAGUUGUCAUUAAUAGUAAAUUUUCAAGCUGGACAGAGGUGGCAAGUGGUGUCCCUCAGGGGUCUGUUCUGGGACCCCUUCUAUUUAACAUGUUUAUAAAUGAUCUUGAAGACAGCAUUGAAAGUCAUGUUUCAGUGUUUGCAGAUGACACAAAACUUUGUAAAAUAAUACAAUGUGAGCAAGAUAUUACUUUGCUGCAGAGGGAUUUAGAUAGACUGGGGGACUGGGCACUCAAAUGGCAGAUGAAAUGUAAUGUUGAAAAAUGCAAAGUUAUGCACUUCGGCAUAAAGAAUACACAAGCAACGUAUACCCUUAAUGGAAGCGAAUUAGGGAUAACACACGAAAAGGACUUGGGAAUUGUUAUAGACAACAAACUAUGCAACAAUGUGCAAUGUCAAUCAGCAGUGGCCAAGGCCAUUAAGGUAUUGUCAUGCAUGAAAAAGGGCAUUCAAGGGCAUAUAAUUUUGCCUCUUUAUAAAUCACUGGUAAGACCCCAUAUUGAAUAUGCUGUGCAAUUUUGGGCACCUGUUCUAAAGAAGGAUAUUAUGGCACUAGAAAAAGUGCAGAGGCGGGCUACAAAAUUAAUAAAAGGAAUGGAACAUAUCCACUAUGAAGAAAGGUAAACAAAUUUAAACCUAUUUAGUUUAGAAAAACGUCACAUGAGAGGGGAUAUGAUAACAUUAUACAAAUAUAUUCGGGGCCAGUACAAACCAUUGUGUGGAAAUCUAUUCACAAACCGGACUUUUCAUAGGACACGAGGCCAUGCGUUUAGACUGGAAGAAAGAAGAUUUCGUCUAUGGCAAAGGAAAGGUUUUUUUACUGUAAAAACAAUCAGGAUGUGGAAUUCUCUGCCUGAAGAAGUGGUUUUAUCAGAGUCCAUACAGAUGUUCAAACAACUUCUAGACGCAUACUUGCAAAAACAGAAUAUUCAAGGAUAUAAUCUUUCAAUGUAGGGUAAUAACUGCUUGAUCCAAGGAUAAAUCUGACUGCCAUUCUGGGGUCAAGAAGGAAUUUUUUUCCUAGCUUGUUGCAAAAUUGUGCUUCAAACUGUUUUUUUUUGCCUUCUUUUGGAUCAACAGCAAAAAACAAAUAUGAGGAAGGCUGAACUUGAUGGACGCAAGUCUCUUUUCAGCUAUGUAACUAUAGAAUUGGAGGGAGCCCUCUCUUUCAAAUGAUGGGCUACUUGCCAUUAGACUUUUACAAAAUUAUUAGGGGAGGGAGCUAUUACAUGUGUCCCUAGAAUAAAUAGACCAGCAUGAAAGUGAAACCCGAUUUUUCUUAAAAUUCUGUCAUUUUGUGUCUGUAAAGGAGAAUUAUUGGUGCAGUUACUUUUUGUCAUUUCAUUAUGCUAUGUGAGUUUGGACAUUGAUAGAAUAAUGAAUCCAAUAUUAUUUUACAAUAUAUUAAAUCACCCACUGCGAAAUCUGAAAUUUGUAGUGUUUUAAAAUAUGUAAUUUUUAUGGUUUGACUCUUUUUUUUUUUUUAUCACUUGGAUAUAACUCUAUUCCACUGGUAUCCCAGCUAAUCUCGGUGAGGUGACUGCUGGUACAAGUUGCAUGAAAUUAUUUAGGUCACAUGAUCGUUACUUUGAGAGAUCCUGUAGCGAGCUUCUCAAUCCUUUAACUUAUUCAACUUAACAUGUUGUGUGCUUUGUUUUUGUUUGUUUUUUUUCCCCUUCUUUUCAUAUAUUAAAAAACAGAGCCCAUACCUCAGAAUGGUAGUGAAAGAAUUGAUAAAGACAACCAGCCGCGCUAUCAGAACGUUGUAUCACUCAGCCACCAGGAAUGGAUGGUAAGAAUCCUUUCAACUACUUAAAUAACCUGUAUUUGAUAUACUUAUGUCAGUCAUUUAUUAUCCUUCAUUUUACUUUUGGCAGGACAUUGUAAAAACAUUUGAGAUAACAGAACCUAUGAUUCCUCCUCCAAGCUGAGUGAUUGUAAGUAUGUUGUGCAUAUCAACACUCUUUGUGUAAGUUACAUACACAGUUGCCUAUAUUGACUACCUAUAGCUUGUUCAUGAAAAAAUAAAUAGUUGCGGUGCACUCAGACUACAAAAAAAACACACAAAGAAGCCUUCUAAAUUGCCUAUCUAAGAAUAAAUAUGGGGAUUUAGUUCCACCAUAUGAUGUUAAGUCCACCACUGCUUUCAAAGUACCCCAAUGUUGGUGGGUCCUAUGCUAAAAUGUGGGGGACAAAUUAAAUAGUAAAAGUGUUAAAAAUAAAGUGUAUUAAAUUCUUGUAAGAGCAAAGUGAGUAUAUAAAAAUAAAGUGAUGAAAUGAAUUUAAUUUCAUUCCCUAUUGCAUUAAUAAACAUUAAAGUGUUCAACACAGAAGGUGGAAGUUUACGAACAUCUGAAGAAUGGUAUCACAAGUGUUCCACCCUAGAAUGUGUCUGCUUCCUUCUUAGAUCUGUGUGUGUUUUUAUUUGGGGGACAAAAUUGCUGCAAAAUGUUGCUCCAGCCUUUUCAACAAAUUAGUCAAACUGACAAUAAGGCUUUAAAGGAAAAUUUACUGAUACACCUGGACACCCUGUAAAAGUAAAUUGGUCAUGACCAGUUCACUUGAGCAGAAAUCACCCAAUAGCCUAUGAAUAUAUUAUUGAUUAUAGAGACAAAUUAUAUUUUCAAUUAAAACAAUUUGAGAUAAUUACCUCUCCUUCUGUCCAGCAUUGCUGUGCCUGCAGCUGCUUGUGUGUUAACCUAGUGCAACAUCCACCUCCAGUCCAAAAAUGCUCUGUUUUGAAUUGUCCUCCAUCCUUUUUUCUGGGAGAAGGUGCUUGCAAGUACAAAAACGGUUCCAUCUGUCUGUGGCCAUGCAUGCUCAGCACAAUGAACCACGGGGGCAGUCUUUGAGCUUUUGAGGUGUUGCACUUUAAAAACCUCUAUUAUGUCAAGUGUUAUCAAAUGUAAGGAUGCAUUAUAACCAUUUUAUUAAGCUGAGGUGGUUAUGGUACCUAAAGUUUCCAUUUUGACAUGAUCUAUUUUCUUAUCUUUGAAUAAAUACACAUUUGAUGUAUGUGUUUAACCAGACAAUUAGUUUGAAAUCCUAACUCCCUGUUUUUUUGUUUCUCUGUUCUCUAGGUUCAUGCGCUGUAUGUUUUACUACCUCAUUCCUAAGGCAAAUUUGUUUUAUAUAUCCUGUAAAUUGUUGAAAAUGUAUUAUAGCAUUAAAACACCUGUGUAAUCUAUUUUUUUUUAUUUAAAAAAGUUGUGUGUGUAGACUGACAUUCUACUAUCUCUCCAUGCACAUACAUUUAAACAUUCUUAAUAUAGGUGUACAUAUUUAUAUAUAGAGACCAUUUUAAAAUGUAUUGUUAAGAGUACCAUACCUUACAUAGUAAAGAUCUAGUUUUUCUUGCUUGUGUGUGACUUCUAGUUCUUUACUGUACCUGCUAUGCCUAUACUGUGUUCAUUUUUUUUAAAGGGCAGCCUACUUGGCAAAACUAAAGCUCAUCUAGAGUGACGUGGCACUAUCCCAGUUUCAUAUUAAAUCAUUUAGGAACUGUUUGAUUUAUUUAUAAAAUAUUUUUUGACCAGGAAGGAUACAUUGAUUUCUUUUAUUUAGAUUUAUUUAUGAAAUAAAUAUUUCCCCAGUUUAAUAUUUCAUAAUUUAGGAACUGUUUGAUAGAAACAGGUGCUUUCUUGCGGGCCCAAUGUCCCAACCAAUCUUUACUAAAAACUCACAGAUUGCACUUCCACAUUAUUAUUGAUCAUUUGGUACCAAACUGGACAAAAUUGUUUGGUUUAGAGUGCUGGGGGAGGUGGGGAAGAGACAAGUUAGGCCACCAAAUGAAUACAGCACCAAGGUACUCUAGGCAACAUAACCAGUAUUGUGUGCUGCAGUGAUAUUGUUACUUAAGAUGCCCAUCUAAUGUCUCUAUUGUUUUAAAUAUGAAUGCUCUACAAGGCCAAAUACAUUUAGUCUAAAUAUAUAACGUUAGCAGCACGGACACUUUGUAGGAUCUAUGCAGAACAACCCAAUAGCUAAUUAAGCUAAAUUGGUUAACUGCUGGUGAAAACUCCAACCCUGCAUCUGCUUGUAUAAAAUUGGCUGUAGAUACCCUGGUGCACAUGAACAGGACAAUGGCACCAUUGGACCGUUUAGUUGCCCGCAACACAGAUCUGCAGCAGUGUUAAGUAUGUUUUGCAUACAUACAAAUAUUUCAAACUUUGAGUGUGAGCUGUCUGCUAUGCAAUAAAACCCUGGAUUAAAUGUUCCUUCUAAGUGCUGUCUCUUUCUGUAAUUGUACAUGAACCCAGACCUGCACCCUGGCAUUUGCAAAGACCGAAAAGCUGUUGAGUGCUACGUACCUUGGGUGAAUUUUAUGUACAGCACUUUACAACAGGGAAAGUGUUUUUUUGUUUUUUUUCUCCAUAUUAUCUAUAUACACAAUCCCCCCCCCCCCCCCCCAAAAUACCAGAAAAAGUACAUUGUGCAGUUGGUGUAGGUAUAGCAUACAUAAUAAAGUAAC